Tetrahymena thermophila SB210 is the source of this 2478-nucleotide messenger RNA. Its product is annotated as kinase domain protein. Gene Ontology annotation, molecular function: GTPase activator activity; small GTPase binding. Gene Ontology annotation, cellular component: perinuclear region of cytoplasm; nucleus; cytosol. Gene Ontology annotation, biological process: activation of GTPase activity; nucleocytoplasmic transport. The record is from RefSeq and is a predicted model, not a curated record. The annotation marks the transcript as partial. Lineage: Eukaryota; Ciliophora; Oligohymenophorea; Hymenostomatida; Tetrahymenidae. The transcript is spliced from 27 exons.
AAUUAAAUUGGUGACGAAGGUGCAUCAGGCCUAGGUUCUGGUUUAGCAAAUUGCAUUAAUCUCUCAAAUUUGACACUUCACCUUGGUGGAAAUUAAAUUGGUGACCAAGGUGCAUCAGGCUUAGGUUCUGCACUAGCAAAAUGCAUUAAUCUCUCAAAUUUGACACUUAGACUUAGUUCCAAUUAAAUUGGUGAAGAAGGUGCAUCAGGCUUAGGUUCUGCAUUAGCAAAUUGCAUUAAUCUCUCAAAUUUGACACUUUACCUUAAUGGAAAUUAUAUUGGUGACGAAGGUGCAUUAGGCUUAGGUUCUGCAUUAAAAAAGUGCAUUAAUCUCUCGAAUUUGACAAUUGAACUUGGUGGAAAUUCAAUUGGUGAUGAAAGUGCAUCAGGCUUAGGUUCUGCAUUAGCAAAAUGCAUUAAUCUCUCAAAUUUGACACUUAGCCUUAGACAAAAUUAAAUUGGUGCAAUGGGUGCAUAAGGCUUAGGUUCUAGUUUAGCAAAUUACAUUAAUCUUUCAAAUUUGACACUUCACCUUGGUUUCAAUUAAAUUGGUUCAAUGGGUGCAUAAGGCUUAGGUUCUGCAUUAGCAAGUUACAUUAAUCUCUCAAAUUUGACACUUAAUCUUCUUAAGAAUUAAAUUGGUGACGAAGGUGCAUCAGGUAUAGGUUCUGGUCUAGCAAAAUGCAUUAAUCUCUAAAAUUUAACACUUGAACUUAGUUACAAAUAAUUUGGUGAUGAAGGUGCAUCAGGCUUAGGUUCUGGUUUAGAAAAUAGCAUUAAUCUCUCAAAUUUGACACUUGGCCUUUUUUAAAAAUAAAUUGGUGAUGAAGGUGCAUCAGGCUUAGGUUCUGCUUUAGCAAAUUGCAUUAAUCUCUCAAAUUUGACACUUGGCCUUUAUAAGAAUUAAAUUGGCGCAAUUGGUGCAUUAAGCUUAGGUUCAGGUUUAGCAAAAUGCAUUAAUCUCUCAAAUUUGACACUUGAACUUGGUGAAAAUUAAAUUGGUGAAGAAGGCGCAUCAGGCUUAGGUUCUGCUUUAACUAAGUGCACUAAUCUCUCUAAUUUGGCACUUCACAUAGGUGAAAAUUAAAUUGGUGAAGAAGGUGCAUCAGACUUAGGUUCUGCUUUAGCUAAGUGCACUAAUCUCUCUAAUUUGGCACUUUACCUAGGUAAGAAUUAAAUUGGUGCAAUGGGUGCAUCAGGCUUAGGUUCUGCAUUAGCAAAUUGCAUUAAUCUCUCAAAUUUGACACUUAACCUUUUUGGAAAUUAAAUUGGUGACGAAGGUGCAUCAAGUUUAGGUUGGGCUUUAGCUAAGUGCACUAAUCUCUCUAAUUUGACACUUUACCUACAUGAUAAUUAAAUUUAUGACGAAGGUGCAUCAGGCUUUAGUUCUGCUUUAGCUAAGUGCACUAAUCUCUCUAAUUUGGCACUUUACCUAGGUGAAAAUUAAAUUGGUGAAGAAGGUGCAUCAGGCUUAGGUUCUGCUUUAGCUAAGUGCACUAAUCUUUCUAAUUUGACACUUUAACUAGGUAAAAAUUAAAUUGGUGACGAAGGAGCAUCAGAUUUAGGUUCUGAUCUAGCAAAGUGUAUUAAUCUCUCAAAUUUGACACUUGAACUUGAUGAAAAUUAAUUUGGUGACGAAGGUGCAUCAGGUUUAGGUUCUGGUUUAGCAAAAUGCAUUAAUCUCUCAAAUUUGACACUUUAUCUUAAUGGAAAUUAAAUUUGUGCAAUGGGGGCAUCAGGCUUAGGUUCAGGUUUAGCAAAAUGCAUUAAUCUCUCAAAUUUGACACUUUACCUUGGUGAAAAUUUAAUUGGUGAAGAAAGUGCAUCAGGCUUAGGUUCUACUUUAGCUAAGUGCACUAAUCUCUCAAAUUUGACACUUGAUCUUGAUGGUAAUUAAAUUGAUGACAAAGGUGCAUCAGACUUAGGUUCUGGAUUAGAAAAUUGCAUUAAUCUUUCAAAUUUGGCACUUUGCCUUAAUGAAAAUUAAAUUGGUGCAAUGGGGGCAUCAGGCUUAUGUUCUGGCUUAGCAAAAUGCAUUAAUCUCUCAAAUUUGUAACUUGAACUUGAUGGAAAUUAAAUUGGUGACGAAGGUGCAUCAGGUUUAGGUUGUGCUUUAGCUAAGUGCACUAAUCUCUCUAAUUUGACACUUCACCUAAGUGGAAAUUAAAUUGAUGACGAAGGUGCAUCAGGCUUAGGUUUUGCUUUAGCUAAGUGCAUUAAUCUCUCUAAUUUGACACUUUGCCUUGAUGAAAAUUAAAUUGGUGCAAUCGGUGCAUCAGGUUUAGGUUCUGGUUUAGCAAAAUGCAUUAAUCUCUCAAAUUUGACACUUUAACUUGAUUAGAAUUAAAUUGGUGAUGAAGAUGCAUCAGGUUUAGGUUCUGGUUUAGCAAAAUGCAUUAAUCUCUAAAAUUUGACACUUUUACUUGAGUAAAAACAGUUUUAUUAUUUUGGAUUGUAAUAUUUUAAACUAUAAAAGUGA